Messenger RNA from Toxorhynchites rutilus septentrionalis, 6952 nucleotides. It is a transcript of the gene cnc, whose product is annotated as segmentation protein cap'n'collar. The record is from RefSeq and is a predicted model, not a curated record. NCBI's taxonomy places the organism in Eukaryota, Metazoa, Arthropoda, Insecta, Diptera, Culicidae. The transcript is spliced from 10 exons. Gene Ontology annotation, cellular component: nucleus. Gene Ontology annotation, molecular function: RNA polymerase II cis-regulatory region sequence-specific DNA binding; DNA-binding transcription factor activity, RNA polymerase II-specific. Bases 1445 to 5206 code for a protein of 1253 amino acids. Gene Ontology annotation, biological process: regulation of transcription by RNA polymerase II.
GUGGUGUUAGGCUCUACAUUCGUCCAUCGUUCGACGACGGCACGAUGAUUAUUCAUUGAAAUUACUUGUGGACGGAUGAAAUCGCUGUGAAAAGGAAUAAAGAAAGCUGUGUUUUGUGCCUCCUCGUGCAAAGUUUUUCAAACAGCAGAGAGACGGUGCAUCCCGCGACCAGAAAGUGUAAAAUCGCGAAUAUAUAUCGCGGCCUCAUUCGCGCACCGAAUUGUUGUAACUAUACAACAAGAACGCGAGUCCGAAAAAUCUGAUUGGAAGUUCGUGUCCCGUGUGAAUCUACAGCCGGUGUUAAAAAGGUGGAAACAUUCGAGACGUCAACAUCUGGAGUGCUGGUGAAACUCUCGCCUGUUAGGGUGCAAUCGAUAACCGGAAAAUCCUCCAGCGGAUGGUCACUUGAGGGGAAAAUUGUGAAAAACAGUUUGCGUCGUUUUGACAGCUGGCGGCCGAUCGUGUCAGCCAGCGAUUGUUUCGAGAGUUUGAUGGGCUACUUUGUUGUGUGAAGACGAAGGCCCCAUCAUCAUUGGCAGAGUGUGUAAAGAAUCGCACAAACGGUUCCGUGUUUGUAUAAUCAGAGUUUCGUGGUGAAUUUCACUUUUUAUGCGCGAAUAUACGCAUCGAAAGUGUACGAUAACGAUACAUAUUGUGGCCGUGACGACGACCCAAGAGUAGAACUGUUUGAAUAAUUGAUUUGUGCUCGACGGAACGGUCGCUAAUCGAUACCCGAGAGUGCUUGUGUAAUUUCAAGUUGUGGAUAACCCCCCAGAAGGGUAAUUAUGAGGAACGGACAAAGUGACGAAGCGGUGUAAAAGUAGCUAUAUCGCAGCAGCCACUUUUCAAUGACGUGUGGCAGUGGAGAAUCGCGAAACGCCACUGCAUAAGGAGGCUCCAGUCCUCUCCAAGUUGACCAUAAAAGUACAACCCAGUAUUGAGUGGCGUAUCGUGUGUGAUGAUGAAACCACCGGAGAACGCUGCAGUCGAGACUAUGUGCAAAUACGGCUAAUAAAAUUGAGGACACCAUCAGUAUGAAUUCAAUGUUUUGAUCGGCAAGAGUGCGGUCGCGAACGAAAUCGUGAAACCAAAACAACAAUUGUGCUCAGCAAUUAUCGGGGGAAAAUAUCAGCACAUCAAGAUUAUGGAAAUUGUUAGGGACUGACUGACUCCAGCUUUAUGACUAGAUCUGAUGAAACCUAGAAGCAACACUCACACCUGUAGUGCUGUUCCGCAAUAAUGCAAAGACUGACUCAUCCGUUAAGAGUGUAAUGACCAGUUUUGUUUUUGUUUUUGCUACCAACGUCUCUCUUAAUUUUAUCAACCACGCUAAAUGAUCUCAGCGACUGUAUUCAGUACGUACUUUUGUUUGUUUUGUGCGUAAUUUUGAAAAAAAAAACACAACGAAAUAAGCUUUAUUUUCGACUGCCACGAGGAAAUCAAAAUGAUAAACAAGAAAAACUACGUCGAACAUCUGUUGCACUUGGCGUUGACGCUAAGUCUGCUGCGUGUGGAUCCGGAGAGCUAUCAAGAUUUGCAUUGGGAGACACGUCUGGCAGGAACCGGCGUCGGUGGCUGGCAGCUGGAACUGCGUGCUGCUCCCCUCACGGAUCAAACCUACGUCAAUCGAAAGGCUUUACCACCCAUCAUCGAGGACUUGGCGCGAUUUGAUACGCAAUACAAUGUACCCACCCACUUCGAUCUCCAAGCAUACCUGCUGAACAUUCAGAACUCUAACUCCUCGAACCAGACAUCGUCCACACGAGCCUCCUCUCCUUCGCCAGCUACCGGUCAAGAAACUGCAAACUCGACCGCAUCGGUUGUGGUGGGCGAGCCAUUUGUGUUACCAACAUUCGAAUCGUACGAUAUCGAGGACAUCUUCCUCAACUCGGAUCCCUUCCCGGACAGCUCAUCGGUACUGGAACAAAACAUUGCCGAUCUGAACGAUUUUGGGGAGGCUCCGAUCAACAGCUAUGCGCUGGACGCGAUUCCACUCAAAAAUGAACCGCCACCAAUGUUUGAGGACCUCAUUCGGUUACCGUUCGAGCCGAACUUUUUCCCCGAUCAAGCAACGCUUGAACAGCAGCAGACUCAGCGGGAAGGGGAAGCGGCCAGUAGCUCCCAGGAGUGCUGUCAAAGUUGUGACGCUCGCAAAGGUCGCGGUUCGGCGGUUAAAGUGAAAGAGGAGCCCCUCGGUGAGCAAGAAGGGAGCGAUGGGGAGCAGUUUAAGGUAGAAUAUGCUUGCGGAGAUGCGCAGGUGAAAAUGGAACCAAGCGACGAACUUCUGACGGUAAAAAAGGAGGAAGAGAACAGCGACGAGGAACGAAAAGUACCCGGGAUGGUUGAAUUGACCCAGGAGGAAAUGGAUCUGAUAGAGGUACUCUGGAAGCAGGACGUUGAUUUGGGUUUCACUCUUACGCCACCAACAUUCGCGGCCGAGGGAUCCGCAAGUGCCGGCAAAGAAGCCACCGACAGCUCGGAUGAUCUGGAAAAGCUCAAGGUCCUUAGGGAGAUCAAGAACAAUGAAGAUAAGAAAGAGGAAGACAAGAAGGAGGAGAACGAAGAUCCUUGGGCUGGGCUAUCAUAUACCAUUGAUACAGAGACGGGUGAAUAUGUACUCAACGCUACCGCCGACGACAGUGAGGCCACACUCCCGCCACCGCUAGCGGAUUUGUUUCUCGAGGAGGAACUCAAUUUACCGGAGCUGAUCGACGACACUAACAGUGAGGAAGCCGGAGAGCCAGUAAAAAAGACGACGAUCACAGAAGAAGACGAGGAAGAGGAGUCCGAGGUCAAACGAAUCGAGAAGGAGCUCGAAACAUCGGCUGAUGAACUGUGCCAAGGUGGCGGUUCUAGCACGAGUUCUAGCCCCCCAAGUGGUACCGAGAACGAGAACGGUCUGAGCGGCGGCAAUUGUGGCGCAGAAUCCAACAAGGUGGUGUCUUCUGACCCAUUAUCGGACGGCAAGCACGACAAACGGCAGGACUCAGACCGGACAGCAUCGACCAGUAGUGGUGGCUCCAGCUGUUCCAACGAUUCGGAAGCGAUCGCCCCGACCACAUCCGAUGAUCUAGAGGAUUUGCUGUGCGACAUGAUGAUCCAGACGUCGUCCUCCCACUUUCAGCAUCCCCGGCAGCCGAUGCAAAACUACGGCCAUGGGAUGCAUGGCUCGCUGCGACAGGGUGGCUAUCACCAUCACCACCAUCAUCACCAUCAUCAGUCCCGCGUACCGCUGAGUCGCGCCGUCUCGAUGGAACAGCGCUGGCAGGAUCUAGCAAACUUGCUGAGCUUUCCACCGGGCAUGGGCGUGGGGAUGGGAGUGGACGGAAUGCCGACGGCCCAUCCACAUCCGCACUAUCCGCCGCACUACUCUUAUCAGGCAACCGGUGCGAUACCGCAACAUAGUCAGUAUCACUCGCAUGCAGCCGUUCUACAGAACGCCUCCCUUGCGGAUAUUGGGCCUACCCAGCCCCAUUACGGACCAAAUCUAGGUUCAGCUGUCUCCACCAGUAUGCAUUUGACAAAUUCCACCUCCGAGACAGACGCUGGUGCCACCGGUUACAAGAUGGAUCACGAGAUGAUGUACUAUUCGAACACCUCAUCCGAGAUGAAUCACACCGAUGGAUUUCUGAGCUCGAUCCUGGAUGACGACCUCCAGCUGAUGGACAUUGCAGUCAAUGAGGGCAUGUACACGAUGCGUAUGCUGGAUCACAAUGCGACCAGUAGUAAUUCAUCUGUGCUGGGCGGUUCGACUGUAGCCACCGCCGCUGGACUCAAUAAUUCGGCCCAUCUGAGCGGUCUGAUGUCAAGUGCCGCCGCUGCUGCUUCCGCUGCUGGAGCCAUGCAAAAUUCACUGAAUGGAUCGAACGGAGCAACCGGUGGCACCACCUCAGGUGACCGCCUAGAUGCCUCAAGUGAUAGUGCCGUAUCCUCGAUGGGCUCCGAAAGAGUUCCUUCGCUUUCGGACGGAGAGUGGGGCGACGGAGGAAGCGACUCAGCACAAGAAUAUCACAACAAGUAUGGUGGUCCAUUUGAUUACAGCUACGGAGGUAGCAGCCGGCUUGCGGAUGGAACCAGACAGCCACCAGUUGCCCAGAAGAAGCACCACAUGUUUGCGAAACGAUAUUUCCAAGAGCAGAACACAACGAUCCCAGCGUUGGCGCCAUCUAGCAACAGUUCGUCAGCAGCCUCGGCUGGAGUCGAUCACCAGAGUCAGUUGAACGCUAGUUUACCGAUAAAAUACGAAUUUGAUUAUAUGACACCGGCUUCGCUCAGCCAUCUUGAGGGAGCAGUCGGUCCCAUCACAAAGCAAGAAGACCAAACUAGCGUCCACAAUCCACUGUCCUCGGUGGAUAUGAAAUAUCCGUACUCACUGGAUUUCUCCCGUCAAAACCCAUCGGUGGUAAUACCACGAAGCCAUCACCACGAUGUGAUCCAUCACAAUCACACGUACACGUUGCCCCAUCACAGUGGGGCAAAUCCGAAGCCCCAAACGAGAGACAAAAAAAUUCGCAAAUCGGAGGAGGAGCACCUGACGCGAGACGAGAAGCGUGCACGUGCCCUCCAGAUACCGAUUGCGGUCCAGGACAUCAUUAAUCUGCCCAUGGACGAGUUCAACGAGCGUCUCUCGAAGUACGAUCUGAGCGAGACGCAACUGUCCCUGAUUCGGGACAUUCGACGCCGGGGUAAGAAUAAAGUUGCCGCCCAAAACUGUCGGAAGCGCAAGCUGGACCAGAUCGUUUCGCUGGCCGACGAAGUGAAAGAGAUGAAGAUGCGCAAGGAGCGACUGCUUCGCGAUCGUGAGCUGGUCAACUCCGAGCGGAAGAAGAUUCGGGACAAGUUCUCGGCGUUGUAUCGUCACGUGUUUCAGAAUCUUCGCGACAGUGACGGUAACCCGUACUCCCAGGAGCACUACAGUUUGCAACAAAGUGCCGACGGUACGGUGGUGCUGGUACCACGAAGUGUUGAGCGUCAGCAAGAGUUGGCGGGCAGUAAUCAUCACCAGCAUCCACAGCAGCAGCUGGGCAUGUCGGUUGGUGGUAGCGGGGGGCUCCAGCACUCGCACCAUCUCCACCAUCAUCACCUCCACCACAGCAGCCAGCAUUCGCACCAUCAAACCCAACAGCAACAGCAGCAGCACAGCAAUGGUACCUCUGGGAAUAGCAGCAAUAGCAGUACAACAAGUCAACAUCGUCCGAAGGAGUGAGACAGGCCGCAGUGCCACGAACAGUACCGGCACCAUCCGUACCAGUGGCCACCGUUGUUUUACUAACCAAACCUGUACACAGGCUGCACACAGGCAAUAAGCGCGGAUCUGUCGAAUCCCUCUAAUGAGCAGAAUCUAUCGAGAAACAGUAGGAACCGGGAAAAAAUAUUAACAAAAUCUACGAAAACCGAUGGUCGUUAAGGAGGCGGAUAUUUGCAUACACGAACGUACCUCAGGAAAUUUAAACAUUUAAAAGGCUCCCACACUUAGAGAACCCUUGCUCCCCCGCAUUCAUCCACGAAGAUAUGGUAGAAACGGGCCAGGAAAUGUGCGUGUGCUAAAGUUAGAGACACCCGAGGUUAUAUUAUUUCGAUUAGUUCCCUUAGUGAUACUGGAAAAUUAAUGGUAACGGGGAUAUCAUCAAACAGCAAGACACACCACACAUAGAUAUGAACGCGUGCUUUUAAUGAUCAAAGCUUUGACAUUAUCCCGAAGACAACCAACAACAACAAAAAUAAGACAGCGCCGCUAGUGACGAAUUAAAACUGCAGUGCGCUCAUAUUGAGCGUUCAAUCAGUUGAAUCGCACUCCCGUCUCCGAUUAGGUCACACAAGUAACAAGCAUCACUAUCAUCAGGCCACCAAAUUUUAGGUGAAAAAGCAAACCACAAAACAGAAAUUACACAUUCCGAUUGUUCAAAAUUGUUUUUUGAUCGAAGUAAUUCGUCUUUUUUUUUUUUGCUAAAGAUUAAAUAUGAGAGAAGAUGAAAAAUUGUAUCUAGGAAGCCAAAAACAUGUCUAACACAACAUGCAAACAACAGCAGUGCGUAGGCGUAGCAGAUUAAGAAGAAAAUGAAAGCGCCCGAAUCACCCGAAGCGCGAGGUGUAAAUUGCUUGGAAUACGGGCAGUAGAACUGCUCGGUCGAACACUCACCCAAGAGAAGGAUGAAGACGCAGAACAGCACAAUAGACGAAGACAAAGGUUUCGUCAUCUUUUGACGAGGUGGCUUCCCGUGGACCGGAGGCAGCCGCCGGACAGACGGAGGGGUACAAAACAGUACGAACAAAUAUGUUUUUGUGAUGAUCAUAAUGGUUAGUUUACACUGUAAUUAUUAUAAUUAUUGCUAUCGUUAUCAUUUUGUAAAUAGUCUUUAGCCGCUAAGAGAAAAAAAAUAAUAGUGAAAGAAGAAUAUUUUCGCAACACUCUGGAUUAAGGAUGAGGGGAUUGAAUUUAAGCAAAUAGGAUAAGCUAGCAAGAGAAAUGAAGCUGCUUUUAGUUGAUAAUGAUGAAACAAACGAAACAGACAAAAAAAAACGCUUGAAGAUAGUUUUUUUCCUACUAAACAAUGAAAGUAACUAAUUAAAUAGAUGUAUACUAUAGUGGAAGAUGAAAAAGGGUAUUUUUUGAAACUGGGGGAUUCGCUGCAUCGUUGUUUAAUUGGUUGCUCUUGUCUUCUUGGUUUAGCUAGCUGACUUAACUUUUUUAUUCUAAUCAAGGACUCUGAGCGCUUUGUUUCUUUUGAUUUGUGAAAUUUAAGUGAAUCUUUAUGAACGUGUAAUAUUUCGGUGAGAAGUGAAUAAUUAAUGAGAAACAAAAAAAAGAAGAAAAAAAAACAUUAAAAUACGAGCAGGCAAAGAGAAUUAUAAACAAGCUGUACUUGUAAGUCUUCAUUAUAGUUGCUAUUGUUGUGUAAAUAUAUUAUACAGAAAAAUAAAACUAAAAAAAAUCGUUGUCAGGAUAUUUUUG